Fusarium musae is the source of this 600-nucleotide messenger RNA. RefSeq lists its product as uncharacterized. Lineage: Eukaryota; Fungi; Ascomycota; Sordariomycetes; Hypocreales; Nectriaceae. The coding region runs from base 1 to 600 and encodes 199 amino acids. The transcript is spliced from 3 exons. The record is from RefSeq and is a predicted model, not a curated record.
AUGGCGGACAAUCAAGAGCGCACUCAGGAGAAAUAUCCCGCUGUCGAGGAGAAAGUCAACACCAUGGCUCCCCGACCACGCACACCACGCCCUUCAUCGCCAAUAUCUGCACCUAUAGCUAGCAUACCGGACGAAACAAACCCAUGGCAAGAUGCAGAAUCAGAUAUAGCUCAUUCAAGCGAACCCAUACCUCACGAGCCCCCCGAAGCCCAACCUCACCACGAAUAUGCGAGGAGCUGGCCCCCAGCGUUGCAGGAUCAAGUUGAUAUAAGUUAUCAAGUUGGUACAAUACUUGAGCUCUACGACACCUCGCAGCCGCCAACUCGACGUGCAUUCGCCGCUCCGCCUCGGAACUCACGUCGCAACCAGCAUGAGGGCGCGGGAAGCAGUGCGUACCCCCUAGCUGAUGUCGGCUCACAAGGGGAAGAGGAUGAGAGUUGGCUAGGUGCUGCUUCUGAUGUAUUUGAGCCUCUCCCAAGUUCGCCGAAUGGCAGCCAAGUUCUGCAGACAGAUGAUGAUGUGGAGGACCUCCUGACUCCCGAGAACUUUGCAAAGUACAAACGGUACAGGAGGAGGGAGAAGAGGGCGGGGAGGGGGUGA